CAGCCACGACGAGCAGACUACUGUUCUGUUUUCCUUGUAUAAAAAUGGCGUCGUUGAUGUUUACCGAUUGCUCCUCCUCUACGACGUCCCGUCUCAUCCAUUUGAACCGCCGCAGCGGUACUUUCCUCCUCCGUCAAUGCGUCGGCCAACUCCGUUUACAGACCACUGCUUCUGGCCGUGGCUGCUGCAUUCGCUCCUCUUCUUCUCCCAUUUCUGCUAUUUCCGCUGAUACAAAAUCAUCAGAGGGUGCCGCAAUUGUAAUUGAUGGAAAGGCUGUGGCUAAAAAGAUUAGAGAUGAAAUUACAAUCGAAGUUUCAAGAAUGAAGGAAUCUAUUGGUGUGAUUCCUGGUUUAGCAGUAAUCCUUGUUGGGGACAGAAAGGACUCUGCAACUUAUGUGAGGAACAAGAAGAAAGCUUGUGACUCCGUUGGAAUUAAAUCUUUCGAAGUUCGUUUAGCUGAAGAUUCAUCAGAAGAAGAGGUGUUGAAAUCUGUCUCGGGCUUCAAUGAUGAUCCUUCUGUCCAUGGAAUCCUUGUUCAGUUGCCUCUACCAUCGCACAUGGAUGAACAGAACAUAUUAAAUGCGGUUAGUAUAGAGAAAGAUGUUGAUGGGUUUCACCCGCUAAAUAUUGGACGGCUUGCCAUGCGUGGAAGAGAACCCUUGUUCGUUCCGUGUACUCCAAAAGGAUGCAUUGAGUUGUUGCAUAGAUACAACAUUGAAAUCAAAGGAAAAAGAGCGGUUGUUAUCGGAAGGAGUAACAUUGUUGGUAUGCCAGCUGCUCUGUUACUGCAGAGGGAGGACGCUACCGUUAGCAUUAUCCAUUCAAGAACCAAGAACCCCGAAGAAAUCACAAGAGAAGCUGAUAUUAUUAUCGCAGCUGUUGGACAACCAAACAUGGUCAGAGGAAGCUGGAUAAAACCGGGCGCAGUCAUCAUUGAUGUUGGGAUUAAUCCUGUUGAGGAUCCAAGUGCUGCCCGUGGCUAUCGAUUGGUUGGAGACAUUUGCUACGAGGAGGCUUGCAAAGUUGCAUCAGCCAUCACGCCUGUUCCUGGUGGUGUAGGACCAAUGACCAUAGCCAUGCUUCUAUCCAACACUUUAACAUCCGCUAAGAGGAUUCACAACUUCCAGUGACGUCACUUAAAAGAAGAUUGAUGGCCAUUUGGGAAUAAGCAAAUCGUACUCUGUUUUUUGAAGCCAAUGGUUUACUUUGGUCUUUAAAGAAUGUUAUAGUUUUGUUCUAUGAAACAAAACAUGUAGUUUUUGAGUCACAUAAAUUGUCUGUCUCUUCUAUCUAUUUGAUCCAGAACUAGUUUUAACUUAUCCCAGAUAUGGAAUACAUGUUGAAACUUGAA
This is a messenger RNA of Arabidopsis arenosa, 1351 nucleotides long. NCBI's taxonomy places the organism in Eukaryota, Viridiplantae, Streptophyta, Magnoliopsida, Brassicales, Brassicaceae. The record is from the annotation of a GenBank genome assembly.